UCAGUAUACUACAACCGCUGUUUAAUAAACUUAACCUCACCAAGAGCGUCGCGCGUUUACUUACGUUAUUCAACGUUCACAGCAAGUCGAACUAAUUUCUGAAUAAAUAUCUAAAUAAGUUUAUAAACAUGUCGAAAGCACAUCCUCCAGAACUCAAAAAAUUCAUGGACAAGAAACUCAGCCUGAAACUGAAUGGAGGAAGACAAGUUACCGGCAUUUUGCGUGGUUUUGAUCCCUUCAUGAACCUCGUGGUUGAUGAAAGCAUCGAGGAGUGCAAGGACGGCUCAAAGAACAAUGUUGGCAUGGUGGUUAUCAGAGGAAACAGCAUUGUAAUGUUGGAGGCACUGGAUAGAGUAUAAUAGACUUUGACAUCAUGUAUUUGAAUGCUACACUAAGAUAGAUUACCAUUAAUUUAGAAUUAUGUUUAAUUUGUAAUAAAUAAUUAUAAAAACAAGGAAA
Dalotia coriaria is the source of this 459-nucleotide messenger RNA. RefSeq names its product small nuclear ribonucleoprotein G (gene SNRPG). Lineage: Eukaryota; Metazoa; Arthropoda; Insecta; Coleoptera; Staphylinidae. The record is from RefSeq and is a predicted model, not a curated record. Gene Ontology annotation, biological process: mRNA splicing, via spliceosome; spliceosomal snRNP assembly. Gene Ontology annotation, molecular function: RNA binding. The coding region runs from base 129 to 359 and encodes 76 amino acids. Gene Ontology annotation, cellular component: P granule; U2 snRNP; U2-type prespliceosome. The transcript has 3 exons.